Manacus vitellinus (golden-collared manakin) is the source of this 4908-nucleotide messenger RNA. RefSeq names its product NEDD4-binding protein 2-like 2. Gene Ontology annotation, biological process: negative regulation of transcription by RNA polymerase II. Gene Ontology annotation, cellular component: nucleus. The coding region runs from base 140 to 2917 and encodes 925 amino acids. Gene Ontology annotation, molecular function: transcription corepressor activity. NCBI's taxonomy places the organism in Eukaryota, Metazoa, Chordata, Aves, Passeriformes, Pipridae. The transcript has 10 exons. The record is from RefSeq and is a predicted model, not a curated record.
GAGGAACUGAGAAGCCGGAGGUAUGCAUAAAGCACGUAUAUCUUGAGAGGAGAGACCGUUGUGCCAACAGUGUUCCUUCCACCAAUUCUGAGGAGGAGAGAGAGUUUCUUCCAUAUCUGACAGUAGUGCUCUAUUCCAGAUGCUUCAUGCUGAAAAUAGAAUAAGGCUCUCGGAGUGUCACGAUGAAAUAAAAACUGAACCAUAUUCUAAAAGGAUGAAGUCAACAGAAGGGACUUACGAGAAACUCCCUGAUGAUGAUAACCAAGGUAUUCAGCAGGAGGUGGAUGCUGAGAGAACAUCAAGUGAUUGGAUAUCAGCGUGUGCCUCAGAUAACCAAGGGCAACAUGAAAUGCAGAAGCAGGAGAAAAUACUGACUGGUGUCUUGGGAUCAUUGAAUGAAGUUCUCCUUGAAAAUAAUCCAGUGCUUAGUCAACCAGUUGAUUUAGAAACUCCGCAGAAUGUAAAUCCUCCAUUUGCAUCAGUAAAUGACACUAAAGUUGAAGAAGAGAAAGACCCUUUUAUUACAAAUAAUGCCGGUGAAGAUAAUAGUAAAAAAAGUAGUACAUCAUUAUCAGUAAAUAGAAAUGCAUCAGAUGAAGAUUUUUUUACAAGCACAGAAUUUAUAGGACCUAUUUACAAGCCUGCCAAAAGUAACAAACAGGAUGAAUCUGGCAGUUGCAAUGAAUGUAGAAGCAAUGGGGGAGAUGAGAAUGAAUUACAUGAAAACAGACCUAAAAGAAAGGAGGCUAAGAAGAUGCAGGCUGUUUCUGCCACUGUACCAGAAAUAGAUGAUGAACUAGACCAGUUCUAUAAAGAAAUUCAUCAGCUGGAAAAUGAACAUUUAGAUACUAGUCCUCAGGGAAAAGAAAGUGAAAUUUCUCAGGAACAACAGUCUCCAUAUAACUGUAGUCAAAGCUCACAGGAGGAUUGUCAACACAUAUUGUUGGACAGCCCACAGCCAUUUUAUGAGAAUGGACAGCGUUUUCUUGGGGAACAGAACAGUCAGAAAACUAGCAAUGAGCAGCAGUUUGUUGUGGAAACAGAUGGCUGGAAAACCGAAAAUGCCUUUAAUGGCCAAGUAGAUGCUAAAUGUUGGAACUGCUCAGUGCCUGAAUUCAGACCUGCUUGGCAGACUAGAGCAUCUUUCGUAGUACCUCAGGGUCCUUUUCUUCCUAGACUGAACCCUCAGUCCCGUUUUCAGACACUUAAUUCCCCACCACAAAUUCCAAAUGCUCUCCCUUUUCAGAAUGGGGAACUUUGUUAUGAAAAUCGUCGUAGUUACUAUAGAAAUACUGAUAUCAACAAUCACAGUCCACUGCUUGAUCAAAAUACCAGCUAUGCUAGUCAUAUUGACAUCCAUACUACUCAGGUCUUCAGAAAUGAAAAUAAUGACCAGAAGGGACCCCAAAAUAAUGGUUUCUGUGAAACCAGAGAAGAGUGUUGGAAGGAUCCAAAAGCCGACAAUACAGAAGGAAUGUGCAGCUUUUCUUCCUUGCAGUUAUCUGAAGAAAGAUUUGGUUGUGCACAGAAAUUUCUUCUAAUCUUAAGAGGCCUACCUGGUUCAGGGAAAUCUACACUUUCUCGCAUUCUGCUUGGUCAGAGUUGUGAUGGCAUUGUAUUGAGCACUGAUGAUUACUUCCGUCAGCAGGAUGGAUACACGUAUAAUGCUGCUCAGCUUGGUGAUGCCCAUGACUGGAACCAGAAGAGAGCAAAGCAAGCAAUGGAGCAGGGAAGAUCUCCAGUUAUAAUAGACAACACUAAUACUCAAGCCUGGGAAAUGAAGCCGUAUGUGGAAGUGGCUCUAGAAAAAGGUUACAGAGUGGAAUUCCAUGAACCAGAUACUUGGUGGAAGUUUGAUCCUGAAGAAUUAGAAAAGAGGAAUAAACAUGGGGUCACUCGUGAGAAGAUUGCUCAGAUGUUGGAACGAUAUGAAUAUCAAAUAUCUAUACCUAUUGUCAUGAAUUCAGUGGUACCUUCCCACAAAAGCACUCAGAGACCACCUCUGCAGCGAAGACAUAGGGAGACAAUUUUAAAGACGAUCACUGGGCACCCGUUGACAAAAGCAAAGCAGAAGAAAAAGCGAAAAAGAAACAAAACAAUGGAAACCAAUCACACAGAAAUUAUGAAGAAAAUGUUACAUGGAGUAGAUCGUUAUCCAACUCCAGGUGACCAGGACAGAUCAGAAAGUGAAGAGGAGGAUGUGGAAGAAGAAAACAAGAAAUCAUUGUGUACAUUCAGCAAAGGUCCAAAGGAUCCAGUAAUAGUUUGUGAAGAGCAGCCUAACAGUGAUGAUGAAAGCCUAAGAGAAACUGCAGGGGUCUCAAGAGAAAGGUUUCUGGUUGCUGUGCCUGAGGUCUCAAUGAUGUCGAACAGUGCACUGAAAAACGAAUUGCCUGUAGAAAGUGACAGUUCACUCUUAAUAGAUGUAAAACUUUUUUCUACUGAAAACCUAACCAAAAAUGCAUUCAAUGAUGAGGAAGCAAAUCAAAGGCACAGAGAAAAUCUUUGCAGAAGUAGUUUCCUAAAAAUAAGCAAUGAUGAAAAUUCCAUCCGUGAAACAGAAGGCAUCUCUGAAGAUAAUGACACAUCACUGUUAAGCAUAGAAGAAAAAACGAAAUCGUGUCAAAUUACAUGUGAACCUGACUUGGAAGCUAAACUGAUAAGUUUAAACAGUGAAGAAAAACAAAUCUCUCAGUGUUACAAUUCAAAGGAAAAAGAGAAAGCAAAUGGAUUGCAGAAUGGAAACAGCUUGACUGAUGAUAUUAUUAGUCUUGAAGAUCUAAAUAAAAAUCACCAAGAGAAUCAAGAUUCUUCUGAAACACUUCCAGGCAUGGAGCUGUUUCAAGGGAUGAUAGAAGAGAACAUCAUGACCUGCACCAGCACUGGCUGUCUGGAUGCUGCAUUUCAUCAAUCAUGACUGACUAUCUUAAAUUCUGCAUGAACAGAAACUUCUCACUUUGAUUCCACCAUGGAAGGACUUCAGUUGGCCACUAAGGAUUUUAAAUGUGAGGGAUAACCUGGAAGAAAGAAACCACUGUAGAUUUUUUUUUCUUUGUCUGUCUUCUCUCCCACAGCCCCCCAGUAUCAACCUUUCUGUCUAUGUAAUAAUGAUCUAAAUUGAGAUGACUUUGGGUAUGGCAAAAUGUCACUUUCUGAAGCCAUUUGGGAUUUAUACUUUCUCUAUAUAAACCUCAAGUGUGGUACAAACAGUUUGAGAGUGGAGACCAGAAGCAUUUGUUGCCAUGGGGGGUGAGCUUCAAGCUCUGGUAUUUAAUUUACUUGUGUGGGAAUCCAAGAUGUUGCCACACAGUGAUGCUUGCCUGCAGGGAAAGGUGCCUGUUACAUGUGCCUGCUUCUGCCUUUCACCCUGUCAGUCAUAAUUACAUCCUAGUCCCUUUACAACCUCAAGUGAAAUAAAUCUUCAUCAGUCACUCCUAAUCAUUCAUCCAGGGGUACACAACUUACCUUCUUUUCUCCUGAAAUGAGGCUUUAUGCUUCCCUUCAGCUAGACUCAUUUGGGACUACAGAAAUAAGAAAAUUUCACUACAGACCUGAUUCAAAUACACUGGAGGAAGGAUGUAUAUGGUUUGUGUUAGACUGAGAAGAUGUAUAACUAGCACUAGUAACUAGUGAUUUGAUGUUUCUGUUAGAGGUAUUAGAAAUAUUUACAUAUGGAGAGUGAGCUAAAUUAUAAUUAAUUAUAAAGAGCAACCUCUGUCAAUUAUGAGGCAUCCAUAAGGCUGGACAUUUCUUUGUAGGGAGGAGAGACAUAAAAGACAAUUUUCACCUCACUUAAUGGUGAAAAGUGUGACAAAAGAUGAAUGAGAAGAAGAGAAGCAAGGAAACUUAGGUUGUGUCUACUUAUCAGAAAUAUUUCCCACUUCUGCAGCUUGCAGAUCCAGAAUAUUUAUCCAUUUGUUCAUUCAACUUCUCUUCCUUACCUUUCCCUGCACCUGUUUCAUUAUGCACCAGUUGAUUCAGGACCUGACUGCACUCAUGCUGAAGCUCCACUACAGCCUAAAUUGCCAAUGUGUCCCCACUUUCUGCCUAAAUACUGCAUCUACAUGUGAGCAGUCAACAAUGUAUACAUUUCGAAAUUAAUGUUGUACCAUUGGUGAAAUUUACUGGCCACAGUCUUAAUACAUUUGCCAAGUACAUGUGUGUGUUUUCCUUGGCUGGGAAUGUGCUGCUCUCCUACCAGCAGAACAUUAUACAAAAUGUAAUGGGGAGGUGGAAGGUAAUUCAUGCCAGUGCUAACUGCAGCUUCAGACUUAGCUGAGGUACCAGUGGCAGCAGAAAAGUUAGUUUGAUUUCAAGAAAAUGUCACUCAAGGAUUAAUCCUGUCUUCCUGCUUCCUUUUACUGAGACAGAAAUCUGAAUGCCUUUAUUUUCUCUUACUGGAUAAUGACCUUACAGAAGGCUUAAAAUAAAAACAGUUUUCAAAAUCUCGCAGUAUUCUAAUAUGCACAAAUCAUGUUAUGCCUCCUAGGAGGUUGUUGUCAAUUUAAGUUUACUUUAACUCUCCCCUCCACAGUAUCUAUGAAUUUCAAAUUGUAUGUAUCUUUUUUCCUGCCACUUUUUUCCCCACUUGCUUCAGCUUCAAUUAGCGUUGGUGUGCCAUGUACUCAGGAGCUAAGCUUUCUCCCUGUAUGUGAACCCUCUCCUUAGCACUAUUGGCAAGCAUCAGAACCUAAGGCUUCAGCCUUGAGGUUUGGUGGCAGUGUGUCCCUGUGGCAUAGCUGAGGCUGGCUUCUAGCCAAGCUGGGAUUGACGCCGUGUGUGGUUCUAAGAGGGAGAGUGUGGUACCACACCCGCUAUUUUUGGGCUUACUAGAAACUAUAAUUUCUUUUGCUUCUGUGGUGAUCGAAUUAAUGCAGAUCAGGUUUUCUUCAGAGGAAAUAAAUCUUG